CAAUCCCAAAAGUAUUCUUCUCUUCAGUCUGAAGACGGUUUCCAAAAUUCCUCAAAAGAUGAAAUUCGUAAAGUUUUCAGUUCUCAUAAUGGCCAUUGUUGGCCAAGCUGUGGCCACAGGGAAAAGUAGUGGAGCAGGAACUCAAACUUAUGGAUCAUCAUCAGUUAAUUACGGGGCAGGAGGGACGUCUUCCACCAGUUUUGGAGGUGGGUCCGCAGUAAACUAUGGAGGUGGCAGCAGUUUUACUUCGAGUGGAUUUAGUGAUUCAACAUCAUCGAGAGGUUCUUCUAGAGGUAACAGCUUUACUUCAAGUGGAUUUAGUGGAUCUACAUCAUCAUCAGGAUUCUCAGGAGGAUUUGGGCAAAACGAAGCACCACAGCCUUAUAAUUUUGACUACCAAGCUGCUGAUGAGCAAGGCAACAGCCAUUAUCACAGAGCAGAAGCUGAUGCAAGCGGUACAGUGAGGGGAUCCUACGGAUAUACCGAUAUCCAAGGUCUGUAUCGUAUAGUCGAUUACAUUGCCGAUGCCAGUGGAUUCCGAGCCAGUAUCAGGACAAACGAACCUGGCACAGAUGGAAAGGAAAGCCCCGCUGAUGUCCAGAUGACUGUCGAUCAAGCUCCCGCUGGUAUCCAGGACAGAUACACUACAUAUAGUGGAACUGGAGGAUUUACAGGAACUGGCGGUUCAAGAAACCCUGGAGGUUCAGCUGCUUAUUCUGCUAUAGGGCAACUGUUUACAUCUGGAAUUGAAUCCAAAGGAUCAGGCGGCAAUGCAGCUGCAGUCACUGGAGCUGGAGGUGGUGCAAGAUCUGGAAAAAGUGGAUAUUAAAGCCAACUUUUCUUUGCAAACAAAGCAUAUGAAAUUUGGAAAAUCCAACAAUUCAAUAGAAUUACCAAAUAUGAGAAAGUAAAAGCUAUUUUCAAAGAUUGUAUCAGACAUUUCAUAAUAAUAUAUAAAACAAAAAGUCUUCAAUUUUUUUGAAAAUCAAAUAUGACGAUAGAAAUGAUAAAAAAUCGUUGGCUGCUUUCAUAAUAUAAGAUUUAAUUUUUUUCAAUCUACCAGACAAGAUGUUAUUAAUCUGUAAAUUGUAAUUCUGUGUCAAAAUUGUACUGUUGUACAUAUACAAUCCUUGCUUUGAAUGUUUUGUGAUACACAUACAUUCAUAAUUCUUUCCAACAAAAUUAAGAUUUAAAAAAAUGAUAAUUUAUCAAUUUUUCUGCAUGGUUGGUAAUUUAAUGAAUUCGGUUGGAAAAGAAAAGUGUGGAUAAAAUGACCUGGCAUUGGAUAUUGUUUUAUUACUUUCUUGUUACAUAUCGCUGUAUAGAAGAAUCUGUUACAAGAAUCUGCAUAUGCUUAUUUGUUUUUUGAAUAAUAACUGCUGUAUAGUCAAUGUGCUUUCCAUGUGAUAUUAAGCAUUGUGUAAAUUUCAUUACAUUUUCUGUUCAAUCACUACUUUAAUUCUCUUGUAAAUAUGCGCCAUACACUUCUUGAUACAUUUUCUGACGUUUCUGUGUAUAACAUAAGUUUGAAUCUCAUUAUAA
Messenger RNA from Argiope bruennichi, 1542 nucleotides. RefSeq lists its product as uncharacterized. Gene Ontology annotation, molecular function: structural constituent of chitin-based larval cuticle. The coding region runs from base 59 to 829 and encodes 256 amino acids. The record is from RefSeq and is a predicted model, not a curated record. Lineage: Eukaryota; Metazoa; Arthropoda; Arachnida; Araneae; Araneidae. Gene Ontology annotation, cellular component: chitin-based extracellular matrix. The transcript is spliced from 4 exons.